AUGGUUGACAGUCCUGAAAAGUUAUGUACCAUAUGUUUGCAUAAAUUUGUUGGAUUAAUCAAAUAUGAUGAAUCAUUAUGGAAGAAACAAAUCGAACGAUGCGUUGACCAAAUCUACCAAGAAGAGAAAAACCAAGCUUCAUUAAAUGAUCAACGCAAACGAAAAUACAAUCGAACAGAUGAGGAUCCAAUCGGUCAAACGAUAGAUUUCAAUGCCUAUGAGACACAACUUCAAUCUUAUAACCGUUCAUCAUAUCUCGAACAAUUUCUGCGCGGAAUUUGUCCUCUCAAUGCAAUUUUGUCUGAACGUCUUAGUAAUCAUUUAGUCAGAUAUAACCAAUUAAAUGAUUUCACAUUGACAUAUUUUUCUUCACAUGUUACAUAUCUCAAGCGUGUUACUCUUAAUGUAAAAUAUCUAAGUCGAUUACAAUGUCAUAUACUCAAUCAACAUUCAUAUUUAGUUGAACUGAAAAUUCUUUUUAAAGACUCCAAUGUUUACCGACCAAAUGUCUUGACAAGUGAAAUAUUUUAUCAAAAGAUUUGCCCAUCGAUAAACUCGAAAUUAGAAGAUAUCUACACAAUUUAUGGUCCAUUAAUUUUACAUCAUUUAUACAGUCAAUCUCAGUUAGAUUUAGCACGAAUAUCUUUAUCAAAUCGUUAUCUCUUUCAACGUUCACCGAGUUUAUCUGAGGGCUUUACACAUCAGAAAUUAUUCAAUACACUUUUAAACAGUUUACAUCCGUUAACAUACGACCGUUUGAAAAUACUCAAUAUUGCGCAUUACAAAUUCUUUGCUGCUUACCAUUCGACACUUCAACGCAAACAUUCACUCGUCGACAUGUCACCACUGACCAAAUGUUCGACGAAUUCGCCAUCAAUUGUGACAACAUCUGUAAAUAUUCUUCCAACUAAUCUUCGUCUUAUACUCAAAUUUACGAAUUUGACUUCAUUGAAUCUUAGCAACACAGACAUAAAAAACCAUUGUCUUGAUAUUUUACUCGAUUCAUUCGAUAAACUUGAUACACUUGAUAUAUCUUUAUGUUGUUUGUUAACAUCAUUCACUGCGCUUUUGAAACUGUCCACGAAAUUCAAAUGGUUAAAUUUGUACAACUGCUCCAUACAUUUGCAACAAAAUCCAACGAUUUAUCAGAUUUUAUCUCAAUUAGAAGCACUUGAAUAUCUCGAUAUCAGUCUUGAUAAUAACCGCUCUCAACUCGAAAAUGAAUAUGACAUCAACAGGCUUCUAUCGAAAGACAACUGUUUGAAUAGUCUAAAACAUCUAGAUCUUAGUGGACACGGAAAUAUGCAAUCAACAGCUUUAUAUGAUUUCUUGUUGCGACAUCCUAAUCUUCAAUUUCUCGGUUUAUUUUCCACUAAUGAAAAAUAUCCGAAAUAUCUCUUCGAUGUCAAUGAUCCGUGUCACUCGAAAUCUCGGCAAUAUACGUUGGAUUCACAAGAAAUGAUUUCGUUGAUAACAACCGAAGAUGAUUAUCUUCUCUACGAACCAUGUUUAAUCGAAUCAUUGAAACGUUACAAUGAACGUGCAAGUUUUGUACAAAAAAUUCUCUAUCAAAUCUUUUUCUUCACACGUACCUUUCAAUCGAAACAUCAAAAUCUUUUCAUCAAACUCAUUCUCCACACCAUGUCAAUGCAUAAUAAUCUACAGACGGUUCAAAUGGCAUCAACAGCAUGUAUUUAUAAUCUAACACGUACACCAUUGACAGAACAGAUCAAUGUAAAAACUCUCGGCGAAAUCGUUCAAGCUAUAACAAAUGUAAUGGAAUUGUUUCCAAAUCAACAACAAUUACAAAAAAAUUGUCUGUUAACCUUAUGUAGUGACCGAAUUCUACAUGAGCCAAAUUUCAAUUUUUACCUAUUGGCAUCAUUAGUGAUGAAUAAUUUGCAAAACUACGCAGAUCUAGCAAUUAUCCAACCUGGCGUAGCGGUGCUCGCAUUAUUAACAACUAGAUUAACUAUUGCUGAAUGUACACGACUGGGUUCUGACACGAAUUUACAACGUCUAAUUCAAUUGAUCGAACAACAAAUCGAUCGUUUACAAACGAUGCACGUCAAUCAACAACAGGAUGAUUUGUCUGUGCAAGAAUCAAAUAAUAAUCUUCAAUUAACUGGAGAUGAUACAUUGCGUUUCUGUUUAAGUCUUCUAUGGAAUCUAACCGAUGAGAAUCCAAUUGUAUGCGAACAUUUCAUACAUACAAUGGGUUUACAAUUAUUCCAACGUUUGAUUUAUCUCUUCUCGUCUGACACAAUUAUAUUAACUAAAAUCGUUGGAUUAUUGAGUAACAUUUCCGAAGUCCCUCAUUUAAGACUUUAUUUAUAUUCGAUUGAUAUUAUUUCGUUAAUGCAAAGAUUUCUGACAGAUGGUAUCAUUGAUAUUGCUUUCUCUGCAACUGGCAUACUGGCGCAUCUUCUUCUCGAACAAAUCAAUCAAGAAAUCAAUCGAGAUCUAUGUCAAGAUAUGAGAAAUGCUAUUCAAAAAUGGAAGAAUCCAGAUACAAAUAUGGUCACGUACAGAUCCUUUAAGCCAUUUAUUCCAUUACUUCAUUGUACACAAAUACCCGUGGUACAAUUAUGGGCUAUUUGGGCCAUUCAUCAUGUUUGCAGUACAGAUCGCGCACGCUACAGUCAAAUAAUUCGUGAAGAAAAACUUUACGAUCUAAUCCAACAGAUAUAUCACGAUAGUUUAUCGUCGGAUCAUUCUGAUACAUUUACCAUUAACUUACUCAAUUCAAUUCUUCAACUUCUCAAGCCAUAUCGUUCUAAUGAAUAUCGAUAG
Messenger RNA from Adineta ricciae, 2793 nucleotides. The record is from the annotation of a GenBank genome assembly. Lineage: Eukaryota; Metazoa; Rotifera; Eurotatoria; Adinetida; Adinetidae.